UUCUACAUGUGUAUGUAGUUAUGUGUCAAACCGUAAACUGUGACGUCACACAAUUUUCAAAUAGCGUUUUGGGCGCGAAAGCAUCUGUCAAAAUAUAUUUUGUUAAUUUAACAUAUUUAAAGCCGUUUAUAGUAUAAAAGUUGAAUUUUAGGGCAACUUUUAGCUAAUAUAGAACGUAAUACAAGCAUUUCAAAAAAUUGGAAACAACCCUAUUGACGAACUUCGAUUUUCGCGGUUAUAGCCCAGCUAGCAGCUAGUAUCCAUGGUCAUAAAAUAAAUUAAAAAAAACGGCGUGUCAAAUCUGACAGCGUCAAAAUAUUUGCGCGCUCUCCGCGCUCUCUUCGCUUUGUUACGGCGAAAAAUCCGAAAUAUCAUAACAUUUUUUGUCAUCAAGCAUGCGUUUUUAUAGGACUUGCCGGGUAUUUUAGAAAUAGCCGCUAUUAUUCACUUGGAUUUGUCUAUAAGUAUUAUUUCGUAUAGUAUUUAGUUAUAAAACAUGCCAACGACUCGUAAAAAAGUAAUAAAAACCGUUUACAAAGAUGAAAAUGAUAGCGAGCCCGAGGAAACCGGAGAUUUUAGCGACUCGGGGUCCGAUGCCAAAAUAACUGACGUCUCCAGCUCAGAGGAUGAGGAGCAAGCCGUGUCUUCAGGAGAAGAAUCUGAAGACGAACAGCCAAAAAGUAGUAAAGCCAAAUUAUCAGCACCGAGAAGAAAGCCGCAAUUUGCGAAAAAUUUGAUUAAAAAGAUUCGCGAUGAACCUCAGGAUGGUUCGGAUGAGAAUGCUCCGGGCACAAAAGCAUUCUCAGUAAAGGAUUUAACUGAUGCUGAUAAACUGCUGCCUUCUUUCCUCAACCUGUCAGAAAGUGACAGCAGUGAUGAUGAAUCUCCCAGAAAACCAUCAAGUGUACCUGCCAACACUACGUUUUCAUCAGCCAAUGAUGCAGACAGCGACCAUGAAACUAAAAUGGAGUAUCAAGAUGUAUGGUCUAAAAAUAUACCUGACAACAGUGAGGAGAUUGCCCAAAAGACUUUCAAAGAAUUGGAAAUCCACAAAACGAAAGUUGAAGAGACAAAAGCUUCAAUCCUCAAUUAUACAGCCAAGAGCUCCUCUGAGGCCUUUGAUGUGAAGGAUCUGUUGGCUCAGGGAGAGGAUGUCCUACCCGAGCCCAUGGAGGUAAAGAAAACUAAAAAAAAGAAGAAACAAAAUGACAGUGACUCGGAAAUGGAGGACUGGGAAGAGGUGAAAGAGUCAAAAACACUUCCAGCAUCUGGAUUGCAGGUGGUCGUAGACUUCCCUGAUGCUGCCCACAGGAAAUCUAAAAAAAUAGACGUUGAAAUGAUGAUGAAAAGAAAAAUGAACAGAGUAAAAAAAGAGUAUCAAGUAUACAUGCACAAGGUCCACGUUCUUUGCUGGCUAGGGCACGGGAAUUAUGUGAGCUCAGUUUUAAAUGAUCAGGAAAUAAUGACUGCCGUUUUAUCGUUGGUUCCUUCAAAAGAAUGCUACCCAGGUGAAAGAGUUGAUGUGAAGUAUAUUGAACAGAUAACAAAAUGGUUUAAGAACAAAAUAAAUUUAGUACAAGAUAAGCAUGAAAACAAAUUCAAACCUAAAGCGCCCCCUCUGAAAGAUAUCUUAUUGAAAGAGAUUAAAAACAAGACGGUUUCAACAAAAAAGUUCAUGUUCUUUAUUUUUGUCAGCAUGUUAAGGGCGCUCGGCCUUCAGUGUCGAGUCAUGUUCAACUUUGUGACAUUGCCAAUUAGACCGCCUAGUUCCGAACUUUGUUCUCUUUCUACCAAACCAAAAGAUGAAAAGAAGAAUGUGGAGCCUAAAAAAGAAGACACAAAGAAAUCUGCUCAAAAAAAAGGCUGCACAUCUAAAAAGAAUUCAAAACAGUGCAUACCACAAGUCGAUGGAAACUGUGAUAGUGACAUGGAUGUGGAUGAUAACUAUUUUAGUGAAACUAACAUUAUGCAAGUUGACGGGAAUGAUGAUGUUAAUAUUAAAACAGCAAAAGGUCGUAAAACUAGGCGAAGUAAAGUGGCUGCAGCCUUGGAACUCACAGAAAAGGACGAAGAUGUUUCACCACCUAAAAGAGCAAGAAGGAGUGCCGCCAAUCCCUCAAAGUCUAAACCAUUGGAAAAUAAAUCUGAGGAUAAAACAUUACCAAAGAGAAGAAACAGAAAAGUCAGUGAAGAUAAAUCUAAGGCCCAAGAGACAAAAUCAGUAAAAGUAAACUCUAGUAAUAAAGCUUCACCAACGCCUAAGAUACUUUCUUUAAAUAGGCGUGCCAAAGCUAUUAAAGAAACUGAAAUGAAGGAAAGCAAAAAUGAUAUCUCAAGAAGUUCACAAGAAAAGUCAAGUAAGAUGGCCUCAGCUCCAAAACAAUCUGAUCUUCCAAAAAUCAUUGUUACUAACGAAAAUAACAAGGCAGUUAGUAGCACAUUCUUUGAAAGUAAUAGAAAUAUUGAACCAACUAAAUCUACAACACGGAGCCGAUCAAAAACUGCCGGCGUCAAAAACGUGCAAGACUCUAAAGAUUCUGUUAAUAAAAACACUAAAUCUAGAUCCAAGAGUGCAGGCACUCCCGAAACAAGUAAAUAUUUCAAAGAUAGAAUAAAUAAAACAACUAAAAUAACAAAAAAGGCAGCUAAAGAUCCAGACGAUGAGCUAAGAGUGAGUCACAGAGAUCUGGUAUCGAAAACAAAGACAUCUCCUGAGAAUGAUGUGACUUCUACACUGAUUGCAAUCAUGAAAGACAGAUUGGAAGAGUCCAUGAAUAAUGGUAAGGUGGUAAAGAAGAAAACGAAAACUGUAAAAGGAAAAUCAAAGAACACCAAAGGCGACAGCGAUUACGAACCCGAAGUGAGUGACGAUAAUUUCAAACCGACCAAGAUCAGUCCGAAGCCAAGUACAAGUCGCAAAAUCGACCGUCGAGUACUAUCCACGGACGACGAGUUGCCCAGAGACAAGACGGACGUGUGGUGCGAGGUCUUCGUGGAGGAGCUGGAGCAGUGGAUAGCUGUCGAUGUGGUCAAGGGGCAGGUUCACUGCACCAAUGAGAUUUACAGCCGAGCAACCCACCCCGUCUGUUACGUCGUCGGGUGGGACAACAACAACUACCUCAAAGACGUGACGCGGCGCUACGUGCCGCACUGGAACACCGCCACCCGCAAGCAGCGCGCCGAGCCGGCCUGGUGGCGCGCGGCCGCCGCCCCGUGGCGCGGGCCCGGCUCGGCCAGGGACCGGGAGGAGGACGAAGCUCUGGAUAGGUUGCAGUUAGAUGCUCCGCUGCCUAAAAGCAUUGCUGAAUACAAAAACCACCCUCUGUACGCGUUAAAGCGGCACCUGCUGAAGUACGAGGCGCUGUACCCGGCCGACGCGGCCACGCUGGGCUUCGUGCGCGGCGAGGCGGUGUACGCGCGCGGCUGCGUGCACGUGUGCCGCUCCCGGGACACGUGGCUCAAGGAGGCCAAGGUGGUCAAGCUGGGCGAGAAGCCCUAUAAAGUCGUCAAAGCGCGCCCCAAGUGGGACAAGCUAUCCAAUAAGCUGAUAACAGACAAGCCGCUGGAAAUAUUCGGGCCGUGGCAGGUUCAGGAAUACGAGCCACCCGUGGCCGAGAACGGCAUCGUUCCACGUAACGCCUACGGCAACGUCGAACUGUUCAAGGCCUGCAUGUUGCCUAAAGGCACCGUACAUAUCAAAUUACCUGGCCUGAACAAAGUGGCCAAGAAGCUGAACAUAGACUGCGCCCCGGCCAUGACGGGCUUUGACUUCAACGGCGGCUGGUCGCACCCGGUGUACGACGGCUUCGUCGUGUGCCAGGAGUUCGAGGAGGUCGUCACGCAGGCCUGGCUCGAGGAUCAAGAAGAAAUGGAGAGGCGCGAAAAAGAAAAAACCGAGGCAAGAGUCUAUGGCAACUGGAAACGGCUGAUCAAGGGUCUCAUGAUCAAGGAGCGGCUCAAGCUUAAGUACGGGUUCCAGGAACCCAGCACUUCGGACAAAGCUAAAAAUUCGAAAGCCCCAAGAUUUGUGACGAAGAAAAAAAAGUAAUUUUCAAAAGUUAGUUGAAUAGUUACUGCAAAUUGCGUCACAAUCCUAGUCCAAUCAGUAUACACUGAUACAGAUAUCAGGACAUAUAGUUUGGCAAGAGUCGCUCGUCAUAGGCACAGAGGGUCAUUAUGUAUUUUCAUUACGUUAUUUUUAUAACCCCGAUAAAGGGACUAGUUGUAUUAUUCUAGUGUUACUGACAAAACUGGUUUACCGUGUUUUUAAAAAAUUUUGAAGUGAAAACUUCUUUAGCGGCGCUGUGCACUUUUUGUGGGGGAAAAAAAUUUAAACUCGCGUCAGGUGUCACGUGACCGUCAGAUUGAAAAUUGAAUGUCAUCGAAGCCUGGAUACUUUUGAAAAAUCGUAGGUAUCUCAUUCAAAUGUGACAUUUUAUUUUCUUCAUAAUCAAAGUGCUGUCAUAACGGUUGAAGAGGUUUAAUCUUUGUUAAUUGUGUUGUAUUGUAUCUUUGUGUUGUUAGGUGUCCAUGAUUGUAGAUACUCAAAUUUUUCCUUACCAAAAAGUUAAAUAACAGAAAAGAAGCGUGACUGUUUUACUUAAUAUGAUGGUGAACGAUUCAUCAUUUACUGAUUGUGUAGGCUGUGGUCCUGCUCAUAUCUCAUAAAUUACUCUGUAUAUGUUAUAUAUUACUUAACCUAAAAUUCGCAUUUCAAAAUAUCUUCCACACUCAAAUUUAUUUACGUAGGUAUAAUAGAGAAUUAUCUCUUUUUAUAAAACUGCUACUCAAUUUCUCCAAAAUAUCAAAAAUGCACAACGUUAAUAUUCAAGUUUUCAAUUCUGCCGGCACUCCCGGAGUGCAACCCGUUGUUUUUUUUUUAUUAACUCUACAUGAGAACAAUUUAACUUCAACAAUUAAAUAGUAGAGGUUUAAUCCCAUUAAUGUUAAACUUACGAUUAUGUAUAGUUUGUAAAUAUGUACUUUAUACUGAAUGAAAUGGAAUGAAGAUGUUUAACGGAUAAAUCUUAAAAAUGUCAGUUAUUGAUUAGGCAAUAGUUACAAUGGGAAAGAUCAUGAUAAUUUGUUGAAAAAAGUGUCAAUUCGUAUCAUCGCAAAAAAAUCUUAUAAUGAGUUCGAAGACAUAAGGUGUUAGAAAAAAAAAACUUUAAAAACAUAAGUACCUGAUAAUAAUUUUUUUUUUGUGUAAAUAAAUUCUCAUACGUGAAAGUUUGGUUGUCCUUUUUCACUCUGUAGGUAUUCUUGCUGUUACGAGUAUUAAUAACUUUAUUAAUCGUAUUAUACACAUAUAGAAAUCCACUUAAUUAUACUCUUAUUAUAACAAACUUAAGUCUUAAAACUCCCAAGGGCCAGCCAUAGCAAAGAGAAUUUGAAAUAGAGGUGGAUUGUCAGAGAAGACUUUGUAGCCAUAGUAUUUACUGUGACUACAAAGUCUUCUUUGACAAUCCAAAAAAGGCAGGCAGUAUAGGGAGCGUGCAUGAACUGUACGAGACAACACAGGAGCCGUCAGAUUUUUGGCGCGAGGCGUAAAUGUGAUGUUUUUUGUUCCGAUGUAGCCCACAAGAUGGCAGAACCUACUAUGCACAAGAAAACACGUGACGUGUACAUAUGCAUGUCUAUGGUUCCGAUUCAGGCCACAAGAUGGCAGACCCUCCAACGCGCACGGUCCCUAUAUUUAUACUGCCAUCUUUCGACACAUGAUUAAAACUUUUAGAACACCAUUUGACUUUGAUCCUUAUCCUAUGACUGAUGUGUUUAAUUUGUUAAAUAUCCAAAAGUGGCGCCCUCUUGGCGAAGUGUAUUGUAGGAUUUUGCUUUAUUUGAAUAUCGAACGAAACGAAACAAAAGCAACAUUGAAAAUCAUUUAAAUUUCAUCGAAGUUUUCAUAAGUACUACGAGUAUAAGCAAGACCGUGAGCUUUACGGGGAUAAAGGAGUAUGCUAUAUGUUUAGUAAAACAAAGGGAGAAUAUAAAUACUGUGGCAAACCAAUGAGAUCAAAACCCCUCAGAUAAAAAAUGGCUCCAACUGCCUUCGAACCAAACAAAAUUCUGUGCUUUAUGGUUUAUACAAAGUUAUACUGCUUUGAAUUGGAUUUUCGUCAGUGAAGUCGGCAAAUUAAAAAAAAUGCGCGUAGGGUCGAACUUCAUAGUAUAUUUAUUAUAAAAAUUUACUUACACAUUGGCUUACCAAACUAUAACAACAUUUUUACCGUUUUCAAGGAGUCCUGGAGACUACUAAAUAUUUUAAUAAUUUAUCAAAUCUUGUGUGAAUAUCACCUCAAAAGCGAUGUGUGCCUCAUUCCGAGACAUUAAAUUUGUGAAAUCUUACCGCCUAUACACUAUAAUUAUAUACUAAUUUCUAAAAUUGUUAAGUUAACUUUAGUAUAGUUAAAGUUAAGUCACUCUUAUUAAUUAUGUUAUUAUUUGCAUGUUGUACGGGUAUUAUUUGUAAUUUAGUAAUGCAAGUGUAACAUUGAUUGUUAUUUAAAGUUCAUUUGUUGUUAUUUAAAUGUUAAAAUGCUUGCAAUUGAUUAUGUUAUGCAUGUCUUUUAUUAUUAACAUUCAUGUAAUUAAAAUUAUUAAUAAUUCCUCUUAAUUAAAAGUUAUAAUUUUAA
Messenger RNA from Cydia pomonella (codling moth), 6635 nucleotides. RefSeq names its product DNA repair protein complementing XP-C cells homolog (gene Xpc). Gene Ontology annotation, molecular function: damaged DNA binding; single-stranded DNA binding. Gene Ontology annotation, biological process: mismatch repair; nucleotide-excision repair. Gene Ontology annotation, cellular component: nucleotide-excision repair factor 2 complex; XPC complex; cytoplasm. The record is from RefSeq and is a predicted model, not a curated record. The coding region runs from base 497 to 4048 and encodes 1183 amino acids. The transcript has 10 exons. Lineage: Eukaryota; Metazoa; Arthropoda; Insecta; Lepidoptera; Tortricidae.